Molecule: messenger RNA, 522 nt
Organism: Cladophialophora yegresii CBS 114405
Lineage: Eukaryota; Fungi; Ascomycota; Eurotiomycetes; Chaetothyriales; Herpotrichiellaceae
Exons: 1
Coding region: 1-522 (173 amino acids)
Source: RefSeq, a predicted model, not a curated record
AUGGCGAAAAAGAAAUCCACCAAAUCCAACAAAUCCGAAGGCGAGACGAACACGUCUUUCAUGUUCCCGUCGCUCCACCAGGCCGUGACCAACGCAGUCUCCCAGGGCAUGGCGGUCCCCUGGUUUUGUGACAUCGACACCGACAGAGGCGUCCGCAACAAAUGGACCACCCACGUCAUAGGCCGUUUCCGGUGCAGGAACAGGAACACCUGCUGCACGAAGGGCUGGAGUAGCAAGAAAGUAGCGAUCCUUAUCCGCGGCUACGACCUGAACGGGUACAAUGCCGUGGUGUUCAACCAGCGGUGCCGGACGUGCGACCAGCUCGGCACUUUGACGCUGGACGAGAAUUCAUACGUCGAGCGAGUGGCGGAUAGGAUCCAGAUCUGGGCGGGCGUUCAAGUGAGGCGGAGCGGGCGCCAUCGAAAGGUUAAGACGAGCAAGCCGCAUGAGAGGGCGCUUUGUGAGGGUUGCAAGAGGGGUGUUUGCCGACAGACGGAUGGCUGGGAGGGGGAGUAUUACUGA